Messenger RNA from Symbiodinium sp. CCMP2592, 780 nucleotides. NCBI's taxonomy places the organism in Eukaryota, Dinophyceae, Suessiales, Symbiodiniaceae. The record is from the annotation of a GenBank genome assembly.
AUGGUCACAUGGGCCGAGGGCCUCUACGAUGUGGACUUGGCCUACGACUGGGUGGAAUUCUUCGCUGGCCGUGCUAAUUGCACGAGCGCAGCUCGUGUUCGUGGUGCCUCUGGCCUGAAGCUGGAUAUCGAGUACGGGAACCGUGGUAAGAAGAAGAGCAACGGUAAGAAGUGCAAAUCUGAUUACAUGGACAUAAACUCGUGCUCUGGAUUCUGUUUGGCCAUCAUUUGCUUGCUGAACUGUCGCAAGAAUGACUUCGUGGCUUGGUUCGGAUUGAAGUGCUCAAGUUGGUGUGGGAUGAACCGUGCUACUUCUGGGAGAAGUCCUUCUUCCAGUACUGGCUACAGCCAUGCACCCACAGUUCAAGCUGGAAACCGUAUGCUCGAGAGGGUCUAUUUGCUAUGCCUUCUGGUGGUAGCUCUGGGAGGGUGUUACAUUCUGGAGCAACCAGCUGGAUCCGCAGUCGAAUAUUACCCCUCUUGGCGACGACUGUGCACGAGCCUCAUCAGCAUCGACGGAACGGCAGCGGUAAACCGGGUCGGCUGGUACAUGGGUGCAUUCUUUGCAAGGACAUUGAAGAGACAGUAUGCCUACAGCAAUUCGCCCAAGAUCCGGCUCAUCAACAGGAGCCCACUGCAGGUAUCUGCAAAAAUGAGAACCCGGCCCACAAAGUACUACGUCGACAAGAAUGGCAAGAAGCGCUUCCUUGGACUAAAACAACUGAAGGACACUGAGAACCUCGAACCGCAUGGAUGGUUUUGUUGGUGUAGUACUACAUAG